CUUAAGAUGGCGCGUGCGUUCGCUGUCUCGAGCAGGGCCGAAAACAACAACAACAACAGUAACAGCAACAUCAUCAGCCCCGAGAUCAAUGGCGUUUAGCCGACACCGCGCACAGACCCAGCUCCUUAUGUGCCCAUUUACUGCACACUAGUGAAUCUAGAUAUCUUCAACCCAAAGCCCUUUGGGCCUUUUUUUCAAUCUAGUUCGGAGAGAAGCAGAGUGGCAUGGAGGACCCAAAGAGCCCUGUGAAGGUGGUCAAACCUUCCCGCUCGAACAGGGGCAACACUUCGUCCUCCAAAACCCAGAGGGAGAACCCUAAGGCCCCAAGCCGAAGCAAGGACGGCAUCCCCCGGGUGAAAGAAGACCUGCAGGGCAGCCGUGGCAGUGGCCGGACCCGCACUGGCAGCCCUCAGGAGCCGGAGAAGGCUAAAGCUCGUAGGUUGACUGGCAGGACCAACUCUGGGGAGAGGGGGAAAGGAAAGACCCAAGCCCAGUUGAGCGAAGCCCGUCAGCAAGCCCAGGAGAGCAAAACUCCAGGCAGAGGCAGCGGGCCGGUUAAGGAUGCAGGAACAACAUCGUUGCCCAACACACACGAGGAGACCUCAACGGAAAACAGCACCAUCACAACUAAAGACAAGACACCUGGUGUGGAUGCCGGUAGACAAAGAGGCAAGCCCACAGCUGAGGUCACAGAGGUCAUGGAGUUGGGAAACUUGACCUCUGACCAGCAGUUGGGCCUCAAACAGGCUGAGGAGAGACUGCAGAGAGAUUACAUACACCGGCUGCUCAAGCAAUCUCCUGAGUACCCAAAUUUUCAGUAUCUAUGCAAACUGUGUUCGGUCCACGUGGAGAACAUCCAGGGUGCUCACAAGCACAUUAAAGAGAAACGGCACAAGAAGAACAUCAUGGAAAAGCAGGAAGAGAACGAGUUGCGAGCGCUGCCUCCUCCCUCUCUUGCCCAGUUGAGGGCGCUAGACUACGCUGUGCUGGAGGCUGCAAAGGUGCACGGUAUUUCAGAGGAAGAUUUUCAGCUGAGGCAGGCCGUGGUGUCCCGAAUGGAGGACAUUAUACGCAGUCAGCUCUCAGCGUGCUCUCUGCGUCUGUACGGAUCCUGCUUCACCCGCUUCGCCUUCAAAACGAGUGACGUCAACAUCGAUGUGUCUUAUCCUUCAACUAUGACUCAGCCUGAUGUGUUGAUCCAGGUGCUGGAGAUCUUAAAAAACAGCGUGAAGUUCGUCGAGGUGGAGUCUGACUUUCACGCCAAAGUUCCUGUUGUCUUCUGCAGAGAUGUGGCAAGCGGUUUGAUGUGUAAAGUGAGUGCGGGAAAUGAUGUUGCGUGCCUCACCACUAAUCACCUCGCAGCUUUGGCCAGACUGGAACCGAGACUGGUGCCUCUGGUGCUCGCCUUCCGUUACUGGGCCAAUCUGUGCCAUAUUGACUGUCAGGCGGAGGGAGGAAUCCCGUCCUAUUCCCUCUCUCUGAUGGUCAUCUUCUUCCUGCAACAGAGGGAGAAACCCGUCCUGCCUGUUUAUCUCGGAUCCUGGAUUGAGGGCUUCGAGGUGAUGCGUGUGGAUGAGUAUCAUCUAACGGGAAUGGAGUCGAAUCUGUUUGUGGGGUGGGAGCACAGACCUGUUCCUCCAGGUGAGGGCCGAGGAGAGGGCAGAACCAAACCGGAACCCAAAAAUCCCACUGAGAAGAGAGAAAAGAAGGGCCAGCACAUGACGGGCAAGGCUCGUUUGACUUUGGAAGCGACGGUGAGUGCGUCUCUAGGUCAGCUGUGGUUGGAGCUCUUGCGAUUUUACACGCUGGAGUUUGCCCUUGAAGAACACAUCAUCAGCAUCCGCCUGAGAGAAAUGCUGUCGCGAGAACUCAAGCACUGGCCACGCCGCAGACUCGCCAUCGAGGACCCGUUUGCGCUGAAGAGGAAUGUGGCUCGCAGUCUGAACAGUCAGAUGGUGUUUGAGUACAUACAGGAGCGUUUCCGUAUGGCGUACAAGUACUUCGCCCGUCCUCAGAGCAGGAACGCACCGAACGGCAGCCGCAGAAUACAGAGGAAGAAACCCAGACACCACAGCAGAGCUCAACCGCACGCUCGUGACGACACAGCCAAAUCUGACAGUCUGAAUCGUAGGAAUGUGGAGAAGAAUGGCGAGGAGGACGACGAUGGAGACAGCAGUGAUGAUGAGGAAGAUGAAGAGGAGAAACUGAUAAGAAAAGGUAUCACAGAUCUUCUGGUGAAAGAAAUGCAGAAUGAGGUCUCGUCUUCCACCGUCGCGUCCCACUCCACACUGAACGGCCUGCUGAUGGACAGUGACGAAGAGGAGGAUCAUGAAGAACAUGAGACUGAGCAGGACAGUAUUGCUCCAGAGGACAUGCACUAUAUCUUUGACAGGAUGAUCUUUACUGGAGGAAAGCCUCCAACAGUAGUGUGCAGUAUCUGCAAGAGAGAUGGUCACCUUAAAGACGAGUGUCCUGAAGACUUCAAGAAGAUCGAGCUGGUACCUUUGCCGCCCAUGACUGAACACUUCAGAGAUAUCCUGGACGGCCUCUGCUUGCUCUGUUACCGUGAGCUUUUGCCGUCUCCUGUAGAGCAACAGAAGAGGGAACAGAUUUUGGCCGGUCUGGAGCGCUUCAUUAGAAAAGAGUACAAUGAUAAGGCUCAACUCUGUCUUUUUGGGUCUUCUAAGAAUGGUUUUGGGUUUCGUGACAGCGACCUGGACAUCUGUAUGACACUGGAAGGUCAUGACACAGCAGAGAAGCUGAACUGCAAGGAGAUCAUAGAGGGUUUAGCCAAGAUGCUGAAGAAACACACAGGCCUGAGGAAUAUCUUGCCUAUCACAACUGCUAAAGUGCCUAUAGUGAAGUUUGAACACCGGCAGAGCGGACUAGAGGGAGACAUCAGUCUCUACAACACACUGGCCCAACAUAACACCCGGAUGCUGGCUACAUAUGCUGCUAUAGACCCUCGUGUGCAGUAUCUGGGCUACACCAUGAAAGUAUUUGCAAAGCGCUGUGACAUCGGCGACGCCUCCAGAGGAAGUCUCUCCUCCUAUGCUUACAUCCUCAUGGUGCUGUACUUCCUGCAACAGAGACAACCACCUGUCAUCCCUGUUUUACAGGAGAUUUUUGAUGGCAACACUGUUCCUCAGAAGAUGGUGGACGGCUGGAAUGCUUUCUUCUUCGAUGAUCUUGAUGAGCUGCAGCGGCGUCUUCCGGAGCUCCAUCAGAAUAAGGAGAGCGUUGGAGAGCUGUGGCUCGGCCUGCUGCGCUUUUACACCGAAGAGUUUGAUUUUAAAGAGCAUGUCAUCUCCAUCCGACAACGCAAGCGCCUCACCACCUUUGAGAAGCAGUGGACCUCCAAAUGCAUCGCAAUUGAAGAUCCCUUUGACUUGAACCACAACCUCGGUGCUGGAGUCUCUCGUAAAAUGACUAACUUCAUCAUGAAGGCCUUUAUCAAUGGCAGGAAGCUGUUUGGCACCCCGUUCUACCCUCAGCCUGGAACAGAGGCGGAUUAUUUCUUUGACUCAAAGGUGUUGACAGACGGUGAGUUGGCUCCAAAUGACCGCUGCUGUCGGAUCUGUGGGAAGAUCGGUCACUACAUGAAGGAUUGCCCAAAGAGGCGCAGAAUCAAGAAAAAGGAGAACGAGAGAGAGGAAGAGGUGAGAGAGGAGGAGAGAGAGCCGAGAGAGAGACGCUGUUUUCAGUGUGGUGAUAUGGGUCACGUGAGGAGAGACUGUCCUGAUUACAAACACCUGCGGCAGAGAGGAGCGCCGGGACCAGCUCCUCACAUGGUCCGAGGGAUGGCAAGCUCUCAGUCUAUCCCCAUACCUCAGGGCGCUUCCGUCCAGGAUCGGGUCGGCCGGAACAGACAGACCUCUGAAUGUUCUGAUACUCGUCAAACUCCUCCGUACUCCCCUCAGCCGUCGCCAUACACCCAGUCUUCCGUUUCUCUGCCGAACAACAAGCCUUCCUCAUCCUCCUCUACCUCUGCUGGCCUCCCCAAACCUUCCAUACCACAACAACAGCACGUUCCACAGGUCCAACUUCCCAUCUUCAACUUCCCACACUCACACCCGGGCCAGUACCAUCAUGCUGGGCUCUCUGCGCUAGGACGCCUACCCUCCCAUGGCCAGCAACCCGCCCUGACCACGGGCUCCUGGCCUGUCCACGGCCCCAUCAUCCAGGGCUCUGGGGCGUCCACUGGCUCUGCCCACCCUGGCCAGCUCGCCUCGACGCCUGGCCUGAAGUUUGCAGUUCGCGGUAUGGGCGGGAACGGAGGUGGGCAGCCGGUCAGCCCUACCCCAAUGAAUCUCAACGACCCCAGCAUAAUUUUCGCCCAGCCGUCAGCGGGGCGGGUGCCUGGGGGGGUAGGGGUCCCGGGCAGAGAGAGGGGGCAUCACUGGCACAAUCACCAUCUCAAUCCAGGUGCACUCAUGGGAAAUGGCACAGUAAACAAGACAGAUCCUAACUUCGUGUCUCAGCUUGGGGGUGUGAAUCAGGGCUCUCGGUCUUGGGAACACAGCAAUGCUGCCCAAUAUUCAUUGUCUCCAUCCUACAUGCCCUACCGUAUGCCACCUUACCUGCAGCAGCCCAACAAACCCUACAUCUCACAAGGUUCUAUGGUGGCAAAUCAACAUUACCCACUUAUUCAACACGGUCGGCACGGCAAUCUCAACUACAUUCAACAGAAGAAAUGAAGUGACACUUUACUUUUUAAACCAAUGCCCAACGUCCUUAUAGAAGACUAACUUUGCAUCAUUUGG
Molecule: messenger RNA, 4763 nt
Organism: Xyrauchen texanus (razorback sucker)
Lineage: Eukaryota; Metazoa; Chordata; Actinopteri; Cypriniformes; Catostomidae
Product: terminal uridylyltransferase 4-like
Exons: 30
Coding region: 225-4697 (1490 amino acids)
Molecular function (GO): zinc ion binding; nucleic acid binding; RNA uridylyltransferase activity
Source: RefSeq, a predicted model, not a curated record